Molecule: messenger RNA, 576 nt
Organism: Acanthamoeba castellanii str. Neff
Lineage: Eukaryota; Discosea; Longamoebia; Acanthamoebidae
Exons: 5
Coding region: 1-576 (191 amino acids)
Source: RefSeq, a predicted model, not a curated record
AUGCAGCGUGCUCUUCUCUUCUUCGCCAUCCUGGCCCUCACCGUGGCCUGCGCCCUCGCCCAGACCAGGCCCAAGCUCGCCACCACCUUCGAGACCCACGGCAUUGUCCAGAUCAAGCACAACCACUCCGUCGUCUUCGGCGAGGGUAGGUGGAUCUUUGAUUUGGAGGCCGGCAAGUCGCUCGACUGGGCUCACUUCGGUGGCUUCGAGCACCUCGGCGUCUACGACCUCGCCAGGUUCGACCUCAAGAAGAACUAUUUCAUCUCCUCCGCUGACGCCAGGAAGUGCGAGGAGAAGGACCUGACCGACAAGAUCCGUUCCCCCUGGGAGUGGCUCGACAAGGCUGAGGUUGUGGGCAACCUCACCAGGAACGGCGUCCUCUUCGACCUGUGGCAGUACAAGACCGCUGGCGUCACCCUCGAGGCUGGCGUGCCCCAGAAGAACCCCACCGAGCUGGUCUACUUCAGCCGCACUUCCGUGCGCGAGGAGUUCCACUUCUACGUCGAGCAGUGGAGGACCAACAAGCCCCACCAGUCGUGGUUCGAGGUCCCCCACGAGUGCAAGAAGGCCUUCUAA